Messenger RNA from Fonsecaea pedrosoi CBS 271.37, 1659 nucleotides. RefSeq lists its product as uncharacterized. Bases 1 to 1659 code for a protein of 552 amino acids. The transcript is spliced from 12 exons. Gene Ontology annotation, molecular function: iron ion binding; heme binding; monooxygenase activity. The record is from RefSeq and is a predicted model, not a curated record. NCBI's taxonomy places the organism in Eukaryota, Fungi, Ascomycota, Eurotiomycetes, Chaetothyriales, Herpotrichiellaceae.
AUGGCUGGACCGAGCAUUCCACCAUUCAUUCUAUACGGAUUGGCUUUGACCGUCGUGGUCUUUGGCGCCCUCAAAUUAUGCCGAGUGGGAAUGAGGCCCAAAGACUUUCCCCCAGGACCUCGUACAUUGCCAAUUCUGGGAAAUCUGCACCAGUUCCCGCUGAAGGACAUGCACUUACAGUUCCAAAAGUGGACGCAGGAAUAUGGGCCUCUCGUGGGACUUCAACUGGGAACCCAGCGCAUCAUCCUCCUCGGCUCAGCAAGCGCGGUGCAUGAUCUGUUGGAAAAGAGGAGUGCGAACAAUUCAACUCGAAUGGACAUUCUGUUUCGCGAAUAUGGAAAUGAUCUAAACAUAUUCUUUCGACCAUACGAUGAUGUAUGGAAAAGGCAACGAAAAGUCUACCACGUGCGUCUGAAUUCUAAGUUGGCCAACAACUAUCUUCCAUAUCAGUAUUUCGAGACGGCUCAGCUGCUCCACGACUUGCUCGAGACGCCGGAUGACUUUCGACACCACUUUGAACGAUUUACGAUCAGCAUCGGGGCGACGAUUGCAUAUGGCAAGCGAUUCCCGUCGGCUGACAUCCGAGAAGUCAAAAUCUUGACGGAGAUCUUGCAGUGGUUCCGCCGGGCAGUCAUCGCAGGAGCUUCCCUUCAGUUGGCCGACUGGUGGCCGGUCCUCCGACCCAUCAUCCGAGCCGUGCCAUAUCGGAUUAACCCACUUAAGAGAUACCUAGGAGAGUUGGAGAGAAUGGAGGUGGGGCUGUGGAAGACCCUCGUCGAUGAAACCAGGGAUCACAUCCAGAAAGGACGUUAUUAUCCAAGCUUGUGUCGUGACAUGAUACUGUCCAACGAGAAAGGCAAGGACCAAUUGAGCGAGCGUGAACUGUGGUAUAACUCCGGUCAUGCCUGGGCCGCCGCAACAGAUACGCAAUCAAACACCCUCUUGGGCUUUGUCAAGGCAAUGGUGCUGUUUCCCGAAGUCCAGAGUCGAGCGCGGACCGAGAUUGACUCGGUAGUGGGUGCGACACGACUACCUGAAUGGACCGACCGUGGAAACAUGCCAUAUCUAAGACGAUGUGUGGAGGAGACACUACGCUGGCAGCCCACGACACUCACGGGCGGGCCGAUGCCUCAUGCUUCGAUGAAAGAUGAUGUCUACAUGGGUUAUUCGAUCCCUGCCGGAACAGGACUGAUGAACUGUGUUUGGACUAUCAACAACGACCCGACAAGAUACGACAACCCACGCGACUUCAACCCCGAGCGGUUCCCGGAAGAGGAGUCUGGCAUGGACGCCUAUUCCAUCACCCAGAACUACGAAAAGAGGCCACACCUCACCUUCGGCGCUGGACGAAGGGUCUGCCCGGGCUCCCAUGUCGCGGAUCGCACAUUAUUCAUAACUAUGGCCCGGCUGCUCUGGGCUUUUGAAUUCCACCACAAGCUCGACGCGCAAGGGGCGCCAAUCCCCGUUGAGAGAGAUGCGCUGACCGAGGGUUUGGUGGUCGGACCUGCUCCGUUCCAAUGUACCAUCAAGCCUCGGAGCGAGGACAAGGUCGAUAUUAUCCGAAAGCUAUACCAAGACACUGCGAAAGAGCUUGAUCAAUGGGGGAACUACACAGAGGAGUUCUUCAAAGAAAAUUGGACAGCCGCGGACCUCAAGUAG